This is a messenger RNA of Capronia epimyces CBS 606.96, 1092 nucleotides long. RefSeq lists its product as uncharacterized. NCBI's taxonomy places the organism in Eukaryota, Fungi, Ascomycota, Eurotiomycetes, Chaetothyriales, Herpotrichiellaceae. The record is from RefSeq and is a predicted model, not a curated record. The transcript has a single exon. Gene Ontology annotation, cellular component: membrane. The coding region runs from base 1 to 1092 and encodes 363 amino acids.
AUGGCGAUCGUGACGACCUCUCUUGCCUUCAACAUAGCCACGGCUCCGGCGAGCAAUACGCAGACCUCGUUCAUUGCUUUCGCUCGUCCCACAGUCUCCGCACCCGCUUCAAGCACCAUGUCUGGCGAGAACGGUGGUGGCGAGUGCGAAUUGCUUGGUCCGUUUGCCAUACUUGUUCAAGGGGCGCUGGGAGCCCUUGCGUUGUUGUCUUUGGUGUACAAGAGGUGGAGAGAGAGGCCUCAACGGCCACUCAAAGUUUGGUCCUUCGAUGUCUCAAAGCAGGUGGUGGGCUCGAUCUUACUGCAUCUGGCCAAUCUCGUCAUGUCGCUGUUUUCCUCUGGUCAUAUAGAACAGAGCCUGGCAAAGACUGCGGCAACAACGCUUGGAGCCACGACGGAGGAUGCAUAUCAACCUAACCCGUGCUCGUUCUAUUUGCUCAAUCUAGCUAUCGACACUACCAUUGGGAUUCCUAUCCUCAUCCUCAUCCUCAAGGUGAUCACGGUGGGGGCAAGUUACACUUAUUUGGCAAAUCCUCCCGAGUCGAUUUCAUCCGGUCAUUACGGCAGGCCACCCAAGGCGACCUGGUGGCUCAAACAAUGCCUGAUCUACUUUCUCGGACUUCUAGGCAUGAAGACCUGUGUGUUCAUCAUCUUCCAGCUCUGCCCGUGGCUGGAACGCGUGGGCGAUUGGGCGCUUCGCUGGACGGAGGGCAAUGAAGCUGUCCAGGUAGCCUUUGUCAUGUUGAUCUUUCCGUUGCUCAUGAACGCCGUGCAGUAUUACAUCAUUGACACAUUUAUCAAAGAGAGCGCUCCAGAAGACGAGCAUGACCAGGAAGAAGAUCACGGACAAGGCGACGAGCAGCACGGUUUACUGGCGGAAGAAGAUCCAGGCCAUGGCGCAUCCAUUGAUGAUGAGGAGGGAUGCAAGAGUGGUGUCGCCGUUUCUCACUCCAAGUACAGCUCCGCGAGCGCGUCGUAUGACCCGGACAAAGACGGCGAAGUGAUCAUUGACACGAACAUACGGCAAGGCGAGGCCAGCAGUCUUGCAAGUCACGCGGAAGAAGAGGCGGUGGAACACCCACCCAGGAUCUGA